AGCUCUGCUUAAGAGUUAAAAAACAACAACGAAAAAGCCGAAGCUAGGCAGAGCGACGUUGCGCACGCGGCGUGAUGCCGGCCCAGUCCUCUUUAGAAACCCCGCCCUUGAUUCUGCGCCUGCGCUAUUCGAGCUGGGUCUUUGGGGCCGCUCGCCUAGUGGGCCUGGCGGCGGGUGAGGGGUUGCCACAAAGAAGAGGGAGUCGGGCUGUUCUCCAAAGCACCUGAGAGGAGAACAAGAAGCAAUGGGUGGAAACUGAUCGAGGAAAGAAGCAACUUAGAACUAAGGAGGAAUUUCCUGACAGAACAAUUAAAUGGCUGAAAUAAUGGAAGAGAACGAGGAUUGCGUGCGCUCGGUGGAUCCAAAAUGUACCAUUCCGGAAUCAGCGGUCCAAACCGAAGAAACAAAUGCAGAGAACUCUUCGGAUACUUCCAACAUGUACAGGUACAUUAAAGAGGACUUGUUCACUUCGGAAAUCUACAAGGUGGAACUUCAGAAUCUCCCCAGGUACAUCGGCUUUAACGAAGUCAAGAAAUUCCUUGCCAGAUACGGACUUAACCCGCAUAAGAUAAAACUGAUGGGGAAGCAGACUUUCGCUUUCGUCACCUUCAAGAGCGAGGAAGAAAGGGACAAAGCGAUGAAAGUUCUCCACGGCGUCCGGUGGAAGAACCGGAACCUGAGCGUCCGCUUGGCCAAACCGAAAGCGGAUCCCAUUUUGAAGAAGAGGAAGAGAGAAGAAGGCGCCGAAGAGUUGUCGGCCAAGCGUCCGGCUUCAUCCAAAGACGGCGAGGAGGAGCCUCUGAGCAAGCAGAUAGCGGAUGUGGUGACUCCUUUGUGGAACGUGCCCUACGAAGACCAGCUGGUGAAGAAGAAGAAGCAGUGUGAAGAAGUCUUGGCGAAACUGACCAGGGACAUGGGAAAUAACAACCGAGCGCUGCUCCCAUGGUUGUUCCUGCAAAAGGAGAAGCACGAUGGGCUUUGUUGCCCCUUGGAGGGAGUGAAGCCAUCUCCAUUACAGACCGAGUACCGCAACAAAUGUGAAUUUUUGAUUGGCUUAGGCCCAAAUCAAGAUGAUAAAACGGUCGGCUUCCGGCUGGGCAAAUACAAGGGGGGUUCCUGCGCUGUUGUGGAACCCUUUGAGACCAUCCACGUUCCCAUGGAGGCAAAAAAAGUGGCCAGGGCUUUCCAGGACUACAUACGGUCAACCUCUUACGGCGUUUAUAGUCCAGAAACUUAUGAAGGACACUGGAAACAGCUAACAGUUCGUACUAGCUCGAAUGGCCACGUCAUGGCAAUUGCCUAUUUUAACCCACAGAAAUUAAGCAAAGAAGAACGUGCUACAUUGCAAACCUCUAUGGCUACGUAUUUCACAGAAGGUCCUGGGAAAGGCAGCGGAAUAACGUCUUUAUAUUUUGUAGAAGAAGGCCAAAGGAAAUCGCCGAAUCGGGAAGAUUUGAUUUUGAACAACAUCGCCGGCGAUAAGUACAUACGGGAAGAUCUUUUGGGGUUAAAAUUCCAGAUUUCGCCCCAUGCUUUUUUCCAGGUGAACACGAAGGCAGCCGAAGUUCUGUAUUCAACCAUUCAGGAUUGGGCUGACAUCAACCAGGAAACCACGGUGCUGGAUGUUUGCUGUGGGACCGGAUCCAUUGGCAUAUCUCUUGCACAGAAAGUGAAGAAAGUUAUCGGAGUUGAACUCUGCCAGGAAGCGGUUGAAGAUGCCAAAGCAAACGCUCAGCUGAACGGGUUGACGAAUGUUGAAUUCCACUGUGGGAAAGCUGAAGAGCUUGUUCCUCACCUCGUGAACACGUUAGCACUACACAACACGGUUACAAUUGUGGAUCCCCCACGAGCAGGUUUACAUUCCAAAGUAAUCCUCGCCAUCCGAAAAGCCGAGCACUUGAAAAAGCUCCUCUACGUGUCCUGCAACCCUCGAGCUGCUAUGAAUAACUUUGUGGACCUUUGCCGAGCACCUUCUCACCGCGUGAAGGGCAGUCCCUUCCGGGUGAUCAAAGCGACGGCGAUAGACCUUUUCCCCCACACUGUGCACUGCGAGAUGCUUUUCUUCUUCGAAAGAAUCGAGUAUCCAAACAGCAAAGCAAGUAAUGUCCCUGCGGGCUCGGCAGAGAUUCCAGAUGUGGGAUUGGCAGAAGUUCUAGAUGUGGGAUCGGCGGAGAUUCCUGGUGUGAAAUCGGUGGAGAUCCCAGAUAUAAAGUCCCCAGAGACGACAACUCUCGAGGCCGACACCGCAGACUCCCUCCAGAGAACAGCGAUGGGAUGUCCCAGUUAGCAAUUCUUGUGGCUCACCCAACACAGAAAGGACCUGUGUUUUAUUUCCCGAUCUUAAAAACGGUCUGCUGCUUCCCGCUCCCCUUCCUUUCAUUACCCAGCCAGCUUCUGCUUAAAUUUUGAAAAAGUACCAAGUUGAAGUAUUGUCAACAGUUUAAGGGGGACUGUUUGGAAGCAAAGGCCUGAAGAUACAAUUUCAGACUGUACUUCUUUUUUUGGGGGGGGGGGGUUGG
Molecule: messenger RNA, 2519 nt
Organism: Ahaetulla prasina
Lineage: Eukaryota; Metazoa; Chordata; Lepidosauria; Squamata; Colubridae
Gene: TRMT2A
Product: tRNA methyltransferase 2 homolog A
Exons: 13
Coding region: 314-2287 (657 amino acids)
Biological process (GO): RNA processing
Molecular function (GO): RNA binding; RNA methyltransferase activity
Source: RefSeq, a predicted model, not a curated record